AUGGACCACAGACUCAUCUCCACCAUCCUAGCUCUGCUGCUGAGCCUCUCACAGGCACAUCACCUCGUGGAUCUUGACAGGGAAGGGAGUGACUCUCCACUAACUUCUAUCCAAACAGAGGAUCCUGAAGAUGUGGAUAUCACUACAAACAUUCUACAGUCCAACAAUGGAUCCAGUGAGAUGCUGAUGGAGGGAGACCUGGUUGUAUCAAACACCAGAAAUGCCAUAAAGUGUCGGAAUAACCGAUGUUUAUGGAAGAAAUCCUCAAAUGGACUUGUUGAAGUGCCUUACACUAUGAGCAAUCGAUUCUCAUGUUAUCAGAAGAAGAGGAUUGAAAAUGCCAUGAAGACCUUCAACACAGAAACCUGCAUUCGCUUUGUUCCCCAGUCAUAUCAGACAGACUUCAUCAGUAUUGAGAGCAGAGAUGGCUGUUAUUCCUAUCUUGGAAGAUCUGGUGGCAAGCAGGUAGUGUCUCUGGCCAGGUAUGGUUGUGUUUACCACGGUAUCAUUCAGCAUGAGCUGAACCAUGCACUGGGCUUCUAUCAUGAGCACACAAGGAGCGACCGGGACCAAUACGUCAAGAUCAACUGGGAGAAUGUAGCACCACGGACCAUCUUCAACUUUCAGAAACAAAAUACUAAUAAUCUGAAUACGCCAUAUGAAUACACUUCUAUCAUGCAUUAUGGAAGAACUGCAUUCUCAACCAACAAACUGGACACUAUAACUCCUAUACCUGACCCAAACAAAUCUAUUGGACAGAGGUCAAAUCUGUCCAAGGGGGACAUUCUCAGGAUCAAUAAGUUGUACAGCUGCAAUUUUACAGAAAAGGAAUGCUAGAAGAUAAAACAUCCCAGAUCCUAGGAGCAGAAUCAAUCAAUCAAGAUAUCAAUCAAGAUAUUCCAGUCAGAUGAAAUGCAGAACAAUCCCUUUUGUG
This is a messenger RNA of Conger conger (European conger), 934 nucleotides long. RefSeq names its product hatching enzyme 1.2-like. Gene Ontology annotation, molecular function: zinc ion binding; metalloendopeptidase activity. The coding region runs from base 1 to 837 and encodes 278 amino acids. Gene Ontology annotation, biological process: proteolysis. The record is from RefSeq and is a predicted model, not a curated record. The transcript has 9 exons. Lineage: Eukaryota; Metazoa; Chordata; Actinopteri; Anguilliformes; Congridae.